GAGACGAACGAGGCGCCAUCUUUCGUGCGUCUCUCCCUCCAACGAUAAGAAAAUGAUCUCGAAAUCGGUGGUCUGUGACACCUCCAAUCAGUAAAUAAAGGCGUAUAUGAACAGAACUCGCAGCUGAGCUAAAUAGAUUCAUAAUAUACAGCAACAAUUAUAUUUUCUUUCCAUUAUCCAGUGAGGCGGACAGCAGCAGCAAGGUGUUGUCUAGUAUCGCCCAUUUCGUGAUCCCGGAGCCGAUAACGAAAAGGGUGUCCGAAAUCGGGGUGUUUUUCACGCAGCGGACACGGAUAUGGCAAAGGCGGUGGACAUGAUUGACCAGACGGCUGAUUGUGUGCUUUGGUGACAUUUUUAUGCUAUUCAAGCCAAAGGUCGGUGGAAUAGUUGCCGAAAUUCCCUCGGAUCGCGCGCCCGUCACGUGUCAGGCUGUGUAGGUGGGCUGGAGUGAAGGUUUGGAGUUGCAGGCUGCCGUGCCCAUUCCUCGACCCUGCAUGGCUGCAAUGGCGCCCGCUCUGACUGACGCCUCAGCUGAAGCCCGCCACAUUCGCUUUAAACUGGCCUCUCCCUCGUCCAGUCUUUCCCCCGGCAGCACUGAGAAUAACAGCAACGGCAGCAACAUUCUCCUCUCUGACUCUGCUGGUAACCACAGCAACGGCAAGUGUCACGUCAACCCUGAUGACGGACAGAACUUUGCCCACUACCACAGCAUCAAGGGACAGGAUCAGGAUCCCCUGUCUAAAGCCCCAUCUCUGGGCAAGCUGGCACCCUUCUUGUGCUCUGAUGUCACACCAGUGCCCUCCUCUACCAAGGUCAAGGAGUCACUGAAGCUGCAAGGUGUCCUCAUAAAGCAGUCGGUGCUGAAGAGCCACAGCCUGCAGAACGGCUCCAUAUUCCCUAGUGCUGCUACGGGCAGCGACUUCCUGCUGCGCAAGCGCCACACCCUUGAGCUGACUGGAGGACAACUGAAGAGCCUUGUCAACGGAGGAGGAGCCGGGAGUACCAUGGUGCCUGUUAACGGACUCUCCAAGAAAGUGGCUGUGCCCAGUGCCGCUGUGGCUGAGAAAGGCUCCAUCGCCACUGUUAAUGGAGACAGCAACCAGCCUUCUACCAAUGAGGAAGCUUUGCUAUCUGUGUCCUCAAAGUCUGUCGGUACUUUUACAACCAGUGGACAGAAUGGUGAUGUGAAGCAACAACAGAAUUUGACACCUUGCAUUCAAGGUGUGUCAUCACAUAGUGAUGUGUGUUCUUUGUCUGAAAGCCCAGAGGUUAAAGCAGAACCAGAGAUUCCUGUUAGUGGAAUGGAUGUUAGCAACAAUAUCGCUAAUCAGCACAGCUUUGAAAACGGUCCCUCGCCCCUUAACUCCUCCUCAGUCCUUGACGACACCUCCCUCCCGACCACCAACUUGGAAGCUCUGCUCUGGGAUCGGGUUCAGCAAAGCCAACACAGGCAGACGGACAUUGAAGGCCGUCUGCUGCGCCUUCGCAAGCGCCUGCAAGUGGUGCAGUCCAAGCAGGUUGAGCGGCAUUUCAAACAUCAACUCUCUGGCUUUCUGGAUUACACUCUGACCUCGGCAUCCCCAGGCUCUAGCCGUAGGGUGGACUCAGGGUCCUGGAGAGGAUCUCGUGCUUCUACAGGCGCACGCGCUCUUAGUUUGGGCCGUUUAUUGAAAGGUGGCAGGGUGGCCGCAGAACUGGAGCGACUGCAUCUCAGCGGCACCACACAUUUGCAUGCAGUGGAGACUCAGUUUGACUCGGAUGCCACCGAGAGCAGCUCAGGAGGAGAGAGUGACAUCGAGGAGGAGGAGCUUGCCAGAGCGGAUGUUGACCAGUGUCAUAUUAAACUAUGGAGAAGAGCAGAGGGGCGGUUUGCACGGGAGAGAGCCUCAAUCAUCGGUCACUGGACGUGGCUACAGGCUCAGAUAUCAGAUCUGGAGUACCGCAUCCGACAGCAGGUUGACAUCUACCGCCAACUCCGAACCAGCAAGGGUCCUGUAGAGCUUGGAGACUCUGCCCCUUCCUGCCAGAAAACAAUAAACAUGGAGACAAAAGAGGAUGUUCUGACCUCUCUAACAUCUCAGAAUUCCACAGAACCCCAGUCUCAUUUGACAGACAGAUCUGAGAAAGGCAUCUUGAUUUGUACUGUCGCAGAAAUGUCAGACACAUGCCCUUCAAGUCCAGACAACAGUUUUACGGCUGCACGAACACGGCCGCUAGUCAGCUGCAGAAGACGACGUCUUAUUCACCCAAACACCUUCCACAAUCUAAACAGCAAGGUUCAGAGAGUGUCUUUCUCACCUCCACGAGUAUGUGAUGUCAACCCCUCAUGUGUCAUGUGUGGGGGCGUUCAUCCCCUCUCCAAACCGGAUAUACCAUACGAGUGCCCUCUGCUGGAGAGAGUCGCACAUCAAGACCACAGCAUCCACAAUGUUCUGUCCAUGCAAUCAGACGUGGCUCUGAACAUACAUCUGCAGAAGGUCUUGAGGUCUCAUUGGCAGACUCGUCGCUUUGAGAGGAUCAAACCGCUCAAGAGGAUCUCUCUGAAACGCAAGCUCUCCAUCACACCGUCAUCAUCAUCAUCCUCCUCCUUCCUCUCUAAACACAAAUUCAGACUGUCAAACUCCCAUGCGGCCGCAGUUCGAUUGGCCCGUCACAAGAUCAGGUCAGAGAGGCUGCACAGGCAGCAGGCGGAAAGUAUCUCAUGUGUCCCAAAACCAGACACACUUACGCCGUGCAGAAGGGAACGUGUACUGGACCGGAGUCACAGCAGGAAGAGGGUCCGAGAGCACUCGCUGGACAGAGCAGACUCACCAAAAGUGGUAAUGGACACUGGCAGUCUUUGUCCAUCUCUGUCCAGACUUCACUCCUCCAACACCAGUCCCUUGAGCAGACAGCUGUCACUCCCAGCUGAGAGCAGCACUCCUCUGGGCAACAGCAUGCCCAUGCGGAGAAGGAGAGGCGAGAGCCCGUUUGACAUCAACAACAUUGUCAUUCCCAUGUCAGUGGCUGCCACCACCAGAGUUGAGAAACUACAAUACAAAGAAAUUUUAACACCCAGUUGGAGGGAAGUGGAUGUUUUUGCCCAGUCGCUGGCAGAGGACGAAGAUGACAUUCCGGUGGAGGAGCUUUCAGAUGCUGUGUUCUCCAAACUACAUCAGCCGUAUGAGGAGCAGGAACGCUCUCGCUGGAGAUGGACGGCUCUUACACCUGCCAAGAGGAGAGGCAGCAGGUCCUUUAAAUCCCUGGAUGGGCAAACGACACCAUCCAUUGCGGGAACGAACCCUUCCACGCCCCAGCCUGCAUCCCCAGACAUGGGUCACUUUCACCUGCUGCAGGACUACGGGCCCGUGCCUUCCCCGCUGAGCCCACCAAGCCCCGACACACCCUGCUCCCGCGACGCGCACACACCUCACGCCAGAGACACACACAGACUGCUGUACAGUGAAGACACGUGUGGAUCCACUUCAGACUGCACCUUUGAGGAGAAGACGGUCCAGCCCUGGGAAUGUCGGAGUUUUCCUUUGCCUGAGGACCCGAUAGUAGAGUCAGAGAUGGAAAAAGAUUGUCCGAGCUUUUCUACAGACCUCAGAGCUGCCCACUGCAAGGCAGAAUCAGAGAGCGACGCCUCCUCACCAUGACGAUAAAACCUAUUAAAGCCCACCCAACAACGGGAACGACCUUAAAACCGCACCUCCUAUGGCAUUAACUGAAAAUAUAACUUGUACUAAUUAAAAAAAAAAAAUUCUGUCUGGACUUCUGUUGUUUGAUAUUCAAACAUCAGCCAAUUAUUUUCACAGUUUUUAGUGAAUAUUACAGAACAUAGAAAGCUAAACCUGUCUUUUCUCUCAGAAGAAAAAUGUAAACAAGAUGUAUGAAAGUUGUUUCCAUAAAUGUUCUCAUAGUCAGCUAAGUAUAUCAUUGGGACUUAGUGUGAUAUUCUAACCUGUCAGGUGAACACUAUGUAGUGCACUGUGUAGCAGACUUAGAGGGCUUGACCAAAGGGUGCCUCUAUGCUGACUAGUUAUAUAUGUAUGCUUGUGUUGUGAAGUGACAAAAACCAAAACCUGACAAAAAUGCUUGCCCACAUCACUUUCUCAGUUGAUUUUCAUGUAUAAGCACCAACCAGAAAUACUCUCCUCAGAUAAAAAGCACUUCACAGGGCGUCAGUAUCUUGAUUCUUAAUCUUUCCCUCUGCUCGCUCUUUCUCCAACCUCUCUUCAAUCUGUCUUUCCUUUUUAAAUCAUUUCUCACCAGCAUAUGGAGUAUAGCUAUGCUAAUGUUCAUGACAUCAUGUAUCACAUGUCGAAUGAGAAAAUUCCUCCAACAGCAAGCUUCCACCUGUUAAAGUUUAGUACACCGCAUUUUAGCUCUCACACCUCAGACUCAUUCUGCGUCUUCUCUUGAUUGUACUUUGUAAUUCCUUGAAGGAGCCAGACAUUUCACUCAGACCAACCCUUCUCAGGUUAUACAGUUGUAUGGAAACUUGUGUUAAUAAGGUGUCUUUUUCCUUUCACUCUGUCAAUGUAUUUGACAGUUUUUGUUUUGUUACCCCGUAUUAGUGUUUGUAUUCAGCACUGUUGCCCCUUUUGAGAAUCUACUUGCUAUGCAAAUCAACAUUGUUGUGGCCCUGUCCUUUUCUUCUUCAUACAAUCACAAUGUCUUUUAUUUCCUUUGUGUCUUUCUUUCUCUUCAUAGCUACUUGAGACAGGUUUCAUUGUAAUUCUGACUGUUUCAGAAGUUAACAGAAAUCAUUUGCAGAAAAAAAGAAAAGCAAAAAACUCCCUUUUGUAAAUAGUACCAUUAAAACAAAUCAAACUCCC
Messenger RNA from Myxocyprinus asiaticus (Chinese sucker), 4820 nucleotides. RefSeq names its product KAT8 regulatory NSL complex subunit 1-like. The record is from RefSeq and is a predicted model, not a curated record. The transcript is spliced from 14 exons. Gene Ontology annotation, cellular component: NSL complex. Gene Ontology annotation, molecular function: histone acetyltransferase binding. The coding region runs from base 495 to 3638 and encodes 1047 amino acids. NCBI's taxonomy places the organism in Eukaryota, Metazoa, Chordata, Actinopteri, Cypriniformes, Catostomidae.